Ziziphus jujuba (common jujube) is the source of this 999-nucleotide messenger RNA. RefSeq names its product photosystem II D1 precursor processing protein PSB27-H2, chloroplastic. Lineage: Eukaryota; Viridiplantae; Streptophyta; Magnoliopsida; Rosales; Rhamnaceae. Gene Ontology annotation, cellular component: photosystem II; chloroplast thylakoid lumen. The record is from RefSeq and is a predicted model, not a curated record. The transcript has 4 exons. Gene Ontology annotation, biological process: photosystem II repair; photosystem II assembly. Bases 254 to 901 code for a protein of 215 amino acids.
UCAUUACGUGGAGUCCUCCCCUGUGUCCCUUUGCAUAAAUAAAAUCUAGAGCUCUAAAUAACGACCAGACAAGAAGCAUUUUCAAAGCAAAACCUGAAAAAAAAAAAAAAAAAAAGGCGUGGCAAAGCCGGUAAAGAAGUGUUCAACAACCCAGGUGAAUUGCUGAGCAUUUGUCACAUGGUUCAAGAAAUUGGAGCUGUUCACAAGAACAUAUAAAAUUUCUACUUGGAUUGAAAUUGAUGAACAAAGAUAUAUGGCUGCUCUUAAUUCAAUAAAGAUACAUCCCCCUAUAAUUUCAAGAAGAAUGGAGAAUACUUCGAGACCUUUCAAUGGGUAUAAUAAAAUAGAAGCAAAAUGUCGUGUUGUGCCUACGUCUCAAGAAGCUCCUUCUACUCGCCGGCAUGUCCUAGUGUGUGGUGCUGCUUCCUUUUUAACUAUUUUGACGCUGAACUAUGGCCUAAUGCCAUCGAUGGUUAGGGCUGAAGAUGAGUCGAAUGGCAAAGAGGGAGAAGAAGAUGAUGAUGGUGCAGGAGUUAUAGGGGCAAUUAAAUCAUUGUUUGAUCCAAAUGAAAAGGCAAAAUCUGGGAAAGUAUUGCCAAAGGCUUACUUGCAAUCUGCAAGAGAGGUCGUGAAGACUCUCCGUGAGUCAUUGAAUGAAGACCCCAAGGACAAUGCUAAGUUUAGAAGGACUGCGGAUGCAGCAAAGGAGUCGAUUCGUGAGUACCUGGUUAACUGGAGGGGGAAACACACUGUUGUUCAAGAGGAAUCUUAUGUUGUGCUAGAGAAAGCAAUCAGAUCAUUAGCCAGCUUUUAUUCAAAGGCAGGGCCAUCUGCGGCACUGCCAGAAGAAAUCAAGUCUGAAAUAUUGAAUGAUUUGAACAAAGCUGAAGAGUCUUUGUAAAACAUUAAUUUUUCAGUUGCAGUAACAUUUUUACAGUACAAAUUUAAUCAGAGCGUAAUUUAAUGGGAAAUUCCAAACAGCUUCAUUUUUUAGGCAUC